CCCGCGGGCGCCGCAUGGCGUGGGCCUGAUGCCGGAGCGCGGCCCGGCGCCGCGGCGGCGCUGCGGGAGGAGGAGGAGGAGGAGGAUGGCGGGGCUGGCGUGGAAGUGGCCGCGCACCCGCCUGCCCGUGGGUGCCAGCGCCCUGGGCGUCUUCGUCCUCUGCUGGCUUUACGUCUUCCCCGUCUACCGGCUGCCCGACGAGAAGGAGAUCGUGCAGGGGGUGCUGCUGCAGCAGGGCAAGGCGUGGAGGAGGAACCAGACUGCGGUCGCCCUGUUCAGGAAACUGCUGGAAGAAUGCUGUGACCCUGGGCAGCUCUUUGCUAUGACAAAGCUGAACUCCCCGAUGGGAAAGAACCUCUGGUUUGAUGGGGAAUUUUUAUAUUCUGUCACUAUCGACAAUGCAACUUACUCGCUUUUCCCACAGGCUACUCCUUUCCAGCUGCCACUGAAGAAAUGCUCCGUGGUGGGAAACGGUGGGAUCCUGAAAAAGAGCGGCUGCGGCAAACAAAUAGAUCAAGCAGAUUUUGUCAUGCGGUGCAACCUUCCUCCUCUAUCCAGUGAAUACAGCAAGGAUGUUGGAUUGAAAACCCAGCUGGUGACUGCAAAUCCCAGUAUAAUUCAGAAAAGGUUCCAGAAUCUGCUGUGGUCUCGCAAAGCGUUUGUGGACAGUGUGAAGGUGUAUAACCACAGCUACAUCUACAUGCCAGCCUUCUCGAUGAAGACAGGGACAGGACCCUCCCUACGUGUCUAUUACACCCUGGAGGACUUCGGUGCCGACCAGGCAGUUCUUUUUGCCAACCCCAAUUUCCUGCGUGACAUUGGCAAGUUCUGGAAGAGCAAAGGUAUCCAUGCCAAACGGCUUUCCACAGGACUUUUCCUAGUCAGUGCUGCCCUUGGUCUCUGUGAAGAAGUAACAAUUUAUGGCUUCUGGCCGUUCUCGGUGGACCUGCACGGGAAGUUUAUUAGCCAUCAUUACUAUGACAAUGUCUUGCCUGAUUCUGGAUUCCACGCCAUGCCGGAGGAAUUUCUACAGCUCUGGUUUCUUCAUAAAAGUGGUGUACUGAGAAUGCAGCUAGAACCGUGUGAGGACCCUUUAAUCCAGUCUUCUGCCUGAGGAUCAUAGGAGUUGGUUUGGGAGAUCCAGUAGUUUUUAAUUUCCAUGCUCUCCAAUGAGAGUUCUGUUUUCUGUUGAUUCUUUUUAAAGGGAAAAUAAUUGUGGAUCUGCAUGGACCAUAAAAGUGCUACUCGAAGGCCGAAUGGAAUAUGUCCUUAAUGUAUAGUGCUCUGUGGAACUGUGGUGGGGGGCAGUGAAUCUUUCCAUCAAGUCCAUUCAGCAGCGUCUUGAAAAUAAUGUUAGAAGCAGCACAGCUAACCUUUCUGGGGAACAUUUUUAAAUGACUGAUGUAAAAAGGGCAUUAAGGCUCAGAGAGACACAGGGCCACCCACAAACUUUUGCUGACAGUGCCAAAUAUGACUGUCUGUUCAAAAAUCCAUUUCAUUCCAGAUUGGCACCUCGUACAACUUUCCUUUUUCCUUUUUUUAUUUUUUUUUUCUCUGUUUGGGGGUGUGUGUGUGUAUAGGAGAGCAGAUGUGUGUUGUUGACUUUGUUUCUUUCUAUUUUUUUUUUUUUCCCCCCCCAAUGGAAGGAAAAGGAAAGGCCUAAAACCCCCAGGAGCAGAGUACCAUCAACUCCACUGAAGACUCUUGAGAGAGUGAAGGGUGCUAAGAAUCUGAUUAUAAGAAUGUCCUAGGAAUGCCCUGCUACUGAGUGUGGAUCAACCUACCUGUUGUAGAUUUUAUCAGGAUAGUUUAGGUCGUUGCACUUACAGCUCUGCUGAUGCUUUACUGUGGGUAAGAGAUGGUUAAGGGAAAUGGGUCUGAAACUAAAAUAUAUGUGUUACAAAGCCAGUAGUGAAAUGCGGUCUGGUUUCAAUUGACCUGCUGCAAGAUUUCCACAGUGACUUUUGUAGUAGGGAUGGUUCCUGACCUGUUUUGCUGUCCAGCCUUAGGGAUUAAAUCUGUAUUCUUUUGGACUCCAGAUGUUCAUUGACUGUUGAGGGGAUUUGAGGUGUUCAGUGGAAUGUAGAAUGAGGUUCUUCAUUUUCUUAUAGCAGAAAAACUGCAGAAAUGAAUGUAAGCAUCAUUUAAAAUGAGUUGAAGCUUUGAAAAUCCUUUCUUUUUGUGUGAUUAGCUCUUCUGCUUGGAUUGUAACGUUAGCCUUAAAGAUUUGUACUUUUCUCGCAAAAUUGUCUGUGGUUAGAGAUAGUCUGAAAAAUAAAACAGCCUUUGGGAGCACUGAAAAGCUGUGUAGCCAACAAGAAAAAAGGGAAACAUCAGGCCCUUACGUAAGGCAGCCUCUCUCCUCACAGUGGGUGAAUGAUGCCAGUGUGCGCGUUGCACACACGCUGCUCCGGCCAGCGCAGCGCCUGAAGGACUGUUUUAUUUUGGGUUAUUACUUGGGCAGCAGAUGGUCCUAUCGCUAUGUAAAUGAGAAAUCUUUUUGUUUGUUUGCUUUGGUUUAGCACUGUAGGACAAGAAGAGAAUACCAGCUCAGUCCACAGUGCAGUUUCAGCUGCGAGAUGUUAUCACCAUUAACUUUAAAAAUCCAGAUCAGUGUUCUCUUUCUUGUCCUUCCAUCAUUAGUAGCUGAAAUUCUAGUCAAAGUGUUGAAACAACAAAACUGUCAUUGGGUUUCCACAACAAUUUCCUGUGCUACCUGUUUUAGCUCCAAAGUGCUAGUAUUUUGGGGGAUGUGUCCUGUCAUAUGUUGAUAACGUCUCUCUUUGUAGACUACCAGCUGCAAGUUAUAUAGAUAUAAUUAAAAAAACAAAAACAAAAAAAAAAAAAAAAAAAAGCAAAAUCCGUGGCUCUUCUUUAAGUAUGAAUAAUUCAGCUAUGUAUAUAGGACACCAGAAAAAAAAAAAAAAAGUUUUGCUUUUUAAACCUAUGUUUCUUAAUAAAGUCUUUCUUAAUAUGGCUAUUCCAAGAAUAAAGUGGGCACUGUUCCAUAGGAUUACAGGACUGUGCUAAACUAUAACAUGGAGAUUUGGAUUAAAUAGCGUUCUAGAGAUUGUUCUGGUAAAAUCCAAAUGUGCUUCUAUAACUCAUUUUAUCUUUGUCCAGGUUUUUAUUAAAAGCACAGUCAACACACUGAUGGAAUGUCACUUGAUAACUCGUUCCCUUUUGUUAUGUUUGUUUGAUAUAUGAUGUGGGUACUCAAUGAGGAGGGAUUUGAAAGUAAAAUAAUUUCUUUAGUGCUUGUGGCAGAAUUUUACUGAGCUGCCUUUCUUGGAGAAGAAGAGGUGCUUGUAUGGUUUUUAUUGUACACGUCAAGUUUCACACUUUUUAGUGCUCUAAAGAUUGCAUUAUCUGUGAGAAUAACAGUUGAAAUAUGGUGUGCUAAAAUGGCACUUCAGCAGGAUGACAGCAUUUCCUUAGAGGUGUGACGGAAUGGGGAGAGUAGGGGGAACUGCCUCUUUGCUGCUCAUUUUUUUUGUAUUUUUACCAAUACUUGGGAAUUUAGUUCUGAAACUCUCUGACAGCUCUCCAACCCUUUGGUAAUAAUAUUUUUUCCAUGUUUUGGGAAAAUAAUCAGAAAAACAAGAGAAAACCAUGUAUUUUUGUAGGAAAACUCUGUGCAGUGUUUCAUAAUGUCUGGCUUGUUCAUGUUGAACUGGCACCCUGGCUAUCUGGAGAUGUUGUAUUUCCUACCUCUGUAAGUCUGAGGCAAACUGAACAUGUAGUCUGUGGUCUUUCUGAGUCACUUCUGGUGUCUGCAGUCGUGACGUUUGCAAAGAGAAAACUUCCAAAAUAUUAUGGAGGUAGGUGAGACCCAGGCUGUGUGUGAUGUGUGACUGAUGUUAGAGAAAUUGAUAAUUCUGGCUCUGUUCACAUUUAUGUAUAGUGAAUAUAACUGCAUCUUACAAAGACAACUACAUUUGAUGGGGAACUAAAGGCUUCAAGGAUGAAUAAUUUUCUAUAACUUCCAUAAAACUGACAGCUGAGGAAAGAAGAGAAAUGAAAAUAAAUGCUUCUUUUGAGAGAGCAAAAUCUGUUCUAGAUGGCUGACUUGUCAGUCCAUGGAAACACUGGCCAGCGAUCAGCCUUUUGCUCAGCAAGUAAAAAGGGAUGUAGGAGAGUACUGCAAGUGUUUUGUGGCAAGAGCAGUCACAAGAAAAGAAAAAAAGCAAAGCAGCUGGGAGCAUGAGAGUAGCAGCUGUCUGACAGAAAUGGUGGAGUCAAUAUGCUCUGUCCAUGCUGCUGCUCAGCCUGAAGCUUGCCUUGUCUAACUCUAGGAGUGUGUGUGUGGGUCCAUGUAUAGGAUUAUUGAUGGGAAAUAUGGCAUUGCAUGCAAGGGACUGAAGUUGUAUUGUUCUUCAAGAGGGAGGUCACACCAUGGGAUAGGACCAUACUUCUGCGUAAAGACAGGCACAGUCAAAUCCAGGAGGCUAUCUGUAAGGGUUAGCCAUGAGAAAUCAGCAUCUCACAGCCAAGGCAAACUUUGGGCAGACAGUUUAUAUCCAUGCAGCAUUUACUUAUUGAUUGAUUCCAGUUCAUUGAUGUCAGUGCCCUUAUUCGAAUCUCAUUGCUUGUAUUGCUGUAUUUUCCUUGAAGCAAAUUGAAAUCUUAACGUUUAUUUUGUUAGUGGAAUUCCCUACUCUGGCUUCUCUAUUUCCACUGCCAGUCCCUGAAUUUCUCUGAUAGUAUAGUUAAAGCUGCACAAGUUUUUGCAAGGUUGAAAGCUACUGCAAUUCAUCUUCAAUAAAAACUAUUUCAGACUGGCCAAAUUAUUUGUUAAUGUUCCUAGCUAUUAAUUUUAUCAUAGAAGUGACAAGUUACAGAGUGCUGGAAUCAUUGUUCUGUAUAGGAAGCAUUGCCCCAUGUUUGCAAGUAGAACAAAUUAAAUCCCUUUACAAGAGCUGUUCAUGUACUGAAAUUGCUCUAGAUACAAUCCUUUUUGGGCUGUAUAUGCUUUUGAGUAAAUCAAGACUGAUUUUUGAACUUGCGCCAAAACUAUGUAAACCUCCUUCCUGUUGAUUAUGAAGCCUUUGGAGCUCCUUCUAAAACAGACAAGAAAUCAGAAGCCAGCAAACUAAAAUCAUAGAGAAGGGGUGUGUGUGCUUGUGAGAAUAAAAACAUUUAUAAUUUUGGCACAGACCUUGCUAUAAUAUCUAAGGACUCUUAUUCACAAAUGUAUUUUUAUAUUUUUGCUGAAAUGAAGAUAACAAGUUUGCGGUGAACCAGCUACAAAAGUCAAAGGUCCAAGCCUCUGUUACAGCUUAACUUUUGUAGAAUAUAGAAAUAUUGGCCAUUUUGUCGACUUGACUACUUUCACCUUUUUGUUAGUUUCAUCAAAAUGGUGUCAUAACAUACCCUGCUGAGUUUACACCUCUGUGGGAGCUGGAACUCAGCAAAGGAUCUGCUUUUUCAAACUGAAUGACUGAACUGUGGUAGUUAUGUAAAAUCCUUUGUCUAUAUAUCUUCAUGGAAAUUGUUUUAGUAUCUGGCUCACCCUUGCCUGUAAUUAGUAGGGAGAAAACGAGCAAAGAAACUUCUGAUCCAGAACUGCCUGCUUUGGUUCUUUUCUUCAGCUCAAUGGAGUAGUAAGUAUUGGAAGAAGUCCAGGUUGUAUGGAGGACAGGCAGUUCUUGAAGAGUUGGGUGGUGCUGGAAAAAAGGAAGAUCAAUUCAGUGGCGUAACAAAUUGUAGUGUAGCAAUUCUUGAUAAUAAAUCCCCAGUUCUAAGCAACUGUAGGACAUUUUCAUUUGGUAAUGACUGUGAAAAAUGGACAACCUAUGACCUACUGAUGGUUUUCUGCAGGACAGCAGCAAAGCAAAAUGCUACAAGGAGGGGAAACUGAUUAAACGGAAAGGGAAAUACAAUGGAACAAAGAACGAUGAUGAAAAAUCUCUUUCCAUUCCCUCCUGCCAAUCCCUCCCCAAAAUUCAUAUAUAAAAUGGACUAACGAGCUAGUAUCCUGAGUCAUUAUCUCCUUCAUAAAGUUACAUGGUGAUAUUUCCAAUACCUGAUACUUCCUAGUAAACAAAAUUCAUCAGACCUUGUCCAGAAAUGCCUAUUCCCUGGCUCCAUGGCUGUUUGGGGGGGUGCUCUGGGGGCUGAGGCUGUUGUGGUAUGCUGUGACCUCCCUAAUGGGACCUGCUUCUAAUGUCAUGUGGUUCCAUCAGAUCUCCCUCUGGGAUCAUCUGGACCUGUAUUUGUGCCCCAAGAAGUCAUCCUAAAGGAUAUCUCUGCUCUAUCCUUCCUGAUGACCAUUCUCCUUGGGGUAGAAGUGUGAUUUAAAAAAUCAGCCAUAACGUAGCUAAUAUACAUUAUUGUUUUGAAUCAUCUUCUGAAGUGUUGAUAAAUCCAACAAGAGUUAGCUCCAAAUUGAAAAUAUGACUUUGGUUAGGUGUGGAUAAUUCCAUCACUGGAAAACGGAAAAGGGAUGGAAGAAGGCUGUGUUUUUCAAAGCAGACAUUGUAAAAUAGCUUGUCUUUCCUUGAAUUCCCCAAUUUUGUUACUUGGAAUCUAUCAGAUGUUUGACUUUCUGGUAGUUUUUGAAUAGAACAAUUAUUAAAAGAUUUACUGUCCUCUUUGUUAAAUAUUAACAAACUAAUUUUCCUGAGUGUAACACAAAUAUCCAACAGGAGGCUUAACGUGUUCUCCCUAGCUGAUAUUUCUUUGACAGCAGUGAGAACUUAAACAGCUACUUAUUCCUCCCCAAUUAUUCAUUUUCUUCAAUUUGUAUUACAGCAGGUUGAGCCCUAGUGUAUUCAACCUCUUCAGCUUAAUGCAUAUACUUAAAAAUGAAUCUCACUCUGUCUUUCCAGCUGUAAAAAAAAAAUAAAAUAAAAAAAAAGUUGUUAAUUGAAAAUAUUUGCGUAGGUUUUCUCUACCAUCAGGAGAGUCAGGCACCUCCAGGUGGUGAUUCAUGCUUUUUUCUGAACGUGGGCUGCAUUCAGAGGUCUCUGCGGGACUCUGGAAACACCCCAGCUGUGUCUGCAAGGCUAAGCUGUGCAGGCCAGAGCACAACCUGAAGCGUUUUCCCUGGCCAUGUCUAGUUUGCCUGUGCGCGUACUGCUGCGGCUUUGCCAGGUGCCCGGCGAUGCUGCCCUAGCCGGCAGCCGGGCGCUGCGGGGGGCCCGGGGUGCAGCUCGGGGACCUGCUCCCCGUAGCCCAUGGGGAUGGUGCCAGCUGGGUCUGAGGAGUUUGGGUCACCCGGGUGGAGGCAGCGGGUACGUUCAGGGCAGCAGCACGAGGGGAUAAGGCUGUUGGCUGCUGCUGGGACUUGGCAGUCACCAGAGUGGCUCCGCUGCGAUCUGCCGUGGGUACAAUUCAGCAAGUGCUGUUGCAGACCAGGUCCUAGAUAAUUACCUGUGGCAAGGUUAGCCCUCUCCUGCUUCACAGUCUUAAGUGCUGGGCUUACUGGAAAUGAUGGCAGCUCAUCCCUUUGGAGACCAGGCUGUGUCUUGCCCUGAAACACUUUUGAUCACUGGCAAGUCUCAGAAGGGCCUAAUAAAACUGCAUCUUAAAAUAAUAUACAUGUACUCUCUGCUUCUGUCAAGUUGGUCAACUUUCUGUUGAGCUGAAUAUUCAUCCUGUUUGGGUCCCUCUAAGGCAAGUGAGCCUUUAGCACUCAGACCACCUGGAACUUACUGUGCUAUUUGGUGUCUUCACCUUCCAAGUUAAACCCUUUUUCCUUUUAGACUAGAUUUAACUAUUAUGAGUGAAUCCAAAGUGAGUGUAAGAAAGCAAGACCACAAGUAGUUGUUCUCUGGGUUUAUGAAUAAGCUGGUGUUCAACAAAACACUGAAGUACCUUUUGAAUAGUUCCUGUUAAUUUCUAAUUGUAUAUUCAAUGAAUUGUUUUGCUCAGAUGGGACCCGUAGCAAAGAUGAGUUGCAUAAUUUUCUGUUUAUUGGAAGGGAGCAAUUACAGAUGCAUAAUAUUUUUUAAGCUAAAUUCUUACCAAGAAGUUAGGAAAUGUAGAUUCUGUGAGAAGCUUUGUCAUUGUGUGAUUACCUUGGUAGCAAAGGAAACAUUUUCACUGAAAAGAGAUGCACAGAGGAAAAGAGAUUUUGAUCAGAACAGUAUAAUCUUGAGCACUAAGAUCCAGAUUUUAGUCCCUGCUCGGAUGUCUUUGACCAGGAUCUUGGUGUGCUGUGACAGUGCCGUAAUCACAACUUCUUUUUCUUCUCUGCAUAUAUUAAUUUUUGUAGAAAAUGCCUGAACACUUUUUAAAUAAUCCCUAUGUGCAGUGAAAAUAAACACUCCUUUUUUUCAAGAACACAAGUUUUCUUUUCAAAUAACCAUUGCUCUUAGUGUGCGGAGCAGAACUGACAGAAGAUGUCCAGUUUUCAGGAGAAUGCCAUUUUGGCGUAGUCUGUCAGGGCUCCUGCAAACACGCAAGUUGAUUGCUGCCUCUUGAGCUGUAGAGUUUCAGCAGAUGAUACACACUGUGCUGCAAUGACAAUAAAGAAAGAUAUUUUAGCCUCAGAUCUGCCUGCUUGAUGCCUCCCAUAUGCUGAGUGGUAUUUCUUAGUUCUGCAAGGGCUCUUCAAGCGUGGACUUUGAUCCUGAUCACACGUUGACUAAUUUUAGAGGACUGGACUUUCAAUGUACUGAAAACUGAAAUGAGCAUUGAAAUGACUGGAAGUAAGUCCUUCAGUGGGUCACUUGGUCACAUGGCAGGGUUUGGCCUGUUACAAAACAGACCUGUCCAUAUCUGAAAGCCAUUUUAUCUGAGUAUGAGACUUGUAUAUAUGAGGAUGUCACUGGAAGGUUCACAGGCAAGGACUGAUGCUGCCUGAUGCUGCACAGGCAAGGACUUCCAAAAAACACUGUGUAUUUAUUUAUAUCAGUAAUGAAAUCCCCAUUGAGCCAGUAUUGGAUUAGGUCAGCAUUCUGUGCUCUUGAAACUACUACCCCAUAAGCAUUUCCAAGAAUUGUUCCAUGCACAGGCAGAAACAGUAGAUUUUUCUUUUGUUACUGCUCUUCACUUUGCAUUGAAAAAUGGAAUUAAGUGUCAAUCAGAACUCUUAUCUACCCUUUUUGGAGGUCUCUGUAGACUGCCUAGAUACUAUAUAGGCACACAAUUGUAUAAAUAUAAGCAAAAUAGCUGAUAGCCUGAAGUUUAUAGCUCAAACACUGAUUAGUAUCUUCAAGAAUUACUUUAAAAUCAUUUAGUGAGAAAAAAAAAAAUUGCAAAAAUUUUACAUGUGGAAAAGAUGCCAUUUUUUUUUCUCCUAAAAUACACUAAUAACUGAACAAACUAUAUGUUAGAGAUAUGUGAGUGUUUCCCCUGGUUUUCAAGUUAUUCUACACUUCUAGCUUUGUAUUCAAGUCCGUAUCUCUUCAAAGCUUCCAACUGUAGACUACUCUGUGUGGUGUCGUUAGGUAAAAAAUUAAGUGUUAUACUCAAUUAUAGUCAAAAAAGAAAGAAAAACUCAAGAUUCAGAUCUUCUGAAGUCUGUUACUGUUUAUGUACUGCCAUUUAGUCUUUGUGUCUAAAGAACUAGACAAAGAUCAGAAAGGAGAUAAAUAUGCAAGAUGACAGUCUUGUAAAGAUAAAGGGAUGCAAGCGCAUAUUUAAAUUCUUGGCUGAAUUGGGACCUAAAGUUAUUAACAGAUGUUGGGUCUUUAUUCUUUUGCUUCUCUUUCCCUCAGUUCUUGUUGUAUUGGGGUGAAACCUGCUGUGUUCACAAGUUGUUUAAAAUCUCCUUUGCACUACAGUGAAAUUUCCUCUGGGCUCUAAACCUCAACAUGUAAGAGAGAGACAUAAACAACUUCAGGUUUAUUAAUACCAAGUGCAAGCAAGCUCGUAUGAAGUAUUUCAUGUCUUCCUAGUACUAAUUACUAUAUUAAUUUAAAAUGAAGGCUUUCUUAUUUCUGAUACUACUUACCCCAGAAUGUUUGAAAUCUUUCUUCCUGCGGUGAUUUCUCUGUCAGGUGAAUGGAGGUUGUAUUUAGCAUAGAUGUUUUGAGAGUUAGUUAACUCAUGCUUGGGAAGUAAAGUGAAAAACCCAGAAAUUGUAUAAAAUAUAAAGAUUUAUCUGCUUUGAACAGUGAGAACAAGCAAACAAAUAAACCCUUUUAUCUGACUGAAUUUAUGCUGCUGUGUUAAAAUCCACCCUUAUUGUUAGUAGGUACAAUAAAGACUUUACCUUCAGAUAACACAUAGAUUGUAGGAAAAUGAAAAGCCAUACAUUUUAAUGAGAAAAGGAAGUUUUCUUCUCUCUGCCCUGCCCUUCAAUUUAUAAGCCAAGUUCUUUGCUCUCUUUUGCUGUUCUGAUUCCCCUCUGGUCAAUAGAAUUGCCUAGAUUUUAACCAGCUGUCUGUUCUCAAACCUGAGGGAAUUCAUCCUAUGAAAAUUUUAAAUUAAGAUAUUUUAAAGCAAUGCCAGAUUAUGCUACUUAGUUAAAGGUUCCUAUUCUGUAAGGUACUGAUUUUUUUUCCACAACUGUAACUCAUGAGUAGUUUAUGCUAUUUGUUGGUCACUUUUGUAAGGCAGAUAUCUUACUGCAUUUCAAACAUCUGCUGCACUAAGGUGUCACAGUCUGAAAUCAAAUCAUGAUAUAAGUCAUGUCCUUGUUUCAGCAAGUUGCAUAGAAGUGAUCCAUGUACUGCUCUUAUCUGUCAGGUAUAUUGUGUGAGCCAAGUGAAAAUGAAAAAAGGAUUUUUCUACAGUGUGAAGCCUCACCAUUGACUGGUUGUAUCUGGGAAAUAGAUAUCCUCAAGUAAUUUAUUGUCGAUGAUGGAUCUGCUGCCUGCUAAUGUUUCUACUCAUUGUCAAAUAAUUUUGUUAGACUUUGUUGAUAUAAUGAUAUGAUCUUUUCCCCUGCUAUUUGACUGCAAUUUUUCUUUUCUGAUAGUUUUUGCAGGGAAUAAAUCUUUCAUUAUUCUCUUUUUUUUUAACAACAAUUUAUAUUUAAGGCUCAACUCUAGUCUCAGAUGCUGGUUGUAUUAACAAUGUUGGUCUUGUGCUUUUUUCCUGUGUUGUGCACAGUAUCUUCUUUUCAUAAUACUAUGUAUGAUGAUCAACAAUGAAGUCUCGACAAAUUAUCAUCCUCUUAACCAUUACAAGUCUUUGAGAACUGAAAAUUCUUCUGGCUUUUGUAAAACCAUCUGGCUGUAAGUGUCUUCAGGCUUUAGCCUAAAUUGCACACAGCCAAAUCUUGAAUCUUUGCAAUAUCUUAGUGCACUCAUAGUCGAUCUGCAUCAAUAAUAUAUAAAUUAAUUUCCAAAAUUGCUUUCAACCUCAGCAAAAAACAAGGACUAUUUAAUAAACUUUCUUAAUAAUGGCCUGUAACUAUCAUGGUGGUAAAAUUUUUUAAUUUUCAUUUUAUGUCUCAUGGAAGUUACAAGCUCAGACAAGGAUAUAAACAACUUGAAUCAGUAACCAGUCUAGUUGUCCUCUUGUUUUUGGUACCUGUAUUCUUUCCACUGAUCUUAUUAUUUUUUCAUUUUUUUCUUUUGUUUGCAUCUCAGUGCAGUGAAUAUCUUUCAGAUUCUUAUCCAAUACCAAAAUUAUUACUAUGUGUAAUGUGGAGGAAUUGCACUUAGUAAGGUUUCUGUUCCACUGUAGAGUUUGCUAGUAGUCUGCAUUUUAAAUGAAGGGAAGUUUUAUCCUCUUCUCGAGGGAGAACUGUUUGGGUGAGAAAGCAGGGCAUUAAAAACGACUGCCUGGGUCUUGUUCUGCUUGUGCAGAAUACCUGCACUGAGGGCAGAGGGCAACCCCUGGCUUCUGAGCCUCCUGGGGCUUUGGGAGAUGCUCAGGGGUGCUGCCUGGGCUGUACCUUUGUGCUGAGCAGUGGGGCCGGGCUGGCACAGGUUUGGGUAGUCCCAGGACUGCCGGGUGCUCACAAUCCAGCUGGGCAAGAGGAGAGCCAGCGGGGCAGUGGAAGGUGAUAUGAGACCCGGGAUGAAAUGUGCAGCGUGGUCCCAGCCCUCGCUUGGUGGGGGCUGAGCAGGAGCUGCUGCCGUCUGCUCCCUGCUGCGUGCUCCCUGCCCGGGUUGGGGCACGGGGCACCCGGUGCUCCGACAUAGCCAGCCUCACUAGCCCUGCUGGGGAAGGAUAGUUUUGAAUCUGGGUAAUCUCCCAGCUGGGAACUCGUGGAGAAUGGUUAUGUUGUCCCCUGCUCUGCCUUUGCUGGUCCUGAGCAAGCGCAUCGCCAGAGCUGGGUGCUGGGAGCUACUCUUGGCCGAGUGGCUCCGCACUGCAGCCUCGCGGUGCCGCAGCAGAGCCGAGACAUCUGCUGAGGGACCAGCUAGCAAGGGCAUGGGCUCUCUUGAAAGCAGAAGAAACUUCAAGUGCAACAGUUAUAACAAUCAAAUAGCAGCAAGGCUCUUUCUCCUUUGUUGUAGAAGGGAAGACAGUGCGAAGCAUUUUCAUGCCAUGCUUUAGCCACUUAAAGGUCAAGAGCAAGAAGUUUGAAUGUGCGGUUUGCUGUAAAUUAUGAUUUUUUACCACAAGCAUAGGAUAGGAAUGUCUCCAAUUUUUAUUUAGAAACCUAUUUUUUUAAAAAAAAAUACAAAUUUGAGGACAGUUAUUAGUAUCUAAGUUAACAACUGAAAUCUUGUAGAGUAAUUUUUACAUUCUCCAGCUCUGGCAGUUCAAGGGGACACAGCAAUCCUGCCUUCAUGGUGGAAAUCCUUUAAGGACAUCUAAGUCUUUCUGUUUCUUGGGUAUACCAGACACUUUGCUUUAACUUAUGUCAGUGCUGGUUCCAUCUGGCUGUUUCUGAAAGCUCAAGAGAAAAGCAAACAAACAAAGACAUGAACGAAAUUAAAGGUGCCUCGCUGUGAUAUUUUUAUAGAGUGGUACAUUGCUUUGAUAAUGAACUGUGAAAUGUAGCAUGUGGAUGAUGAUGAAUGUAAAAGACUGCAUGUGUUUUUAUUUGAAUGUUGUGUCCAUGAGCUGGAUUAUUAGUAUGAGUUCUGUAGUGUAAAAAUACUGAAAAGAUAAGUGAAAUGAAAAGCAGUUUUUUGCAGUGAACCACAUCCUCUUUUGUCUAUCUCCCUGUUCACAACUGGUCUCAGAUUCUGGUAAUGUAAACUUUACCAUCAGGGUGGUAAUAAACAAAAUGCUGUAUUCCUAAAGUUAAA
Messenger RNA from Tyto alba (common barn owl), 13103 nucleotides. RefSeq names its product ST8 alpha-N-acetyl-neuraminide alpha-2,8-sialyltransferase 1 (gene ST8SIA1). Gene Ontology annotation, biological process: oligosaccharide metabolic process; N-glycan processing. The record is from RefSeq and is a predicted model, not a curated record. Gene Ontology annotation, molecular function: alpha-N-acetylneuraminate alpha-2,8-sialyltransferase activity. Bases 29 to 1114 code for a protein of 361 amino acids. The transcript is spliced from 5 exons. NCBI's taxonomy places the organism in Eukaryota, Metazoa, Chordata, Aves, Strigiformes, Tytonidae.